Messenger RNA from Callithrix jacchus (white-tufted-ear marmoset), 1611 nucleotides. The record is from RefSeq and is a predicted model, not a curated record. NCBI's taxonomy places the organism in Eukaryota, Metazoa, Chordata, Mammalia, Primates, Cebidae.
AUGACAAGUGGCAUGGGUGCCACAGACCAGACAUGCAGGUUUGCUCUGAGACAAUGGCUGAACAAAUUAAGAGGGCAGAAGUCCACGAGUGUAUUUCACACAGCCAGCCGAAAACGCUUCAAGGCGAAAAACAAAGCCAAACCAGUUACCUCUAAUCUUAAGAAGACAAACGCUAUGAAUGAUGAAAAAGUCAGCAGAGCAGACGAAGCUUUUAUAUUCAAAAACCGCAAUCACUUUUGCACUAAUCUAAUAAAUGUACAAGAGAGAUUUGCACACUUCUUAAAAGGCCUUUCUCCUGAACCUCUGCAGAAAGAACUGAUUCUUCAGCAGCAUCAUGAAAAUAAACCAGUUAAUAUUGAUGAAGCUACAAAACUAAUGGCUCAGUUCUAAUAUAGUGGUGAUGCAUCUAAUUCCCCCAAAAGACCCAUAAGUUAAAUGUUUUAUACAAUUAAAAAAACACAUUGUACAGCUCUAGACAAAUUUUCUUUAUUUUUUUAAUUCAAUCACAGACACCUCAUACAGGAGACAAAUUUUCUUUAUAUCCUUAUUCUAUGAGCUUUUUUCUAUUUUAAGAGUUAAGCACUUAAAAAAAAAAAAACUUUUGUUAAAAACAAAGACAGUUUAGGUCUACACAGGGUCCUGAUCAUCAAGCUCUGUGAUGAUCAAGAUUUGAGACAGAGUCUCCCUGUGUUGCCAGGCUACAGUGCAAUGGCAUGAUCUCCGCUCACUGCAAUCUCUGCUUCCUGGGUUCAAGCAGUUCUCCUACCUCAGCUUCCUGAGUAGCUGGGACUACAGUCGUGCACUACCAUGUCCAGCUAAUUUUUGUAUAUUUAGUAGAGACAGGAUUUCACCAUGUUACCAAGCUGGUCUUGAACUCCUGACUUCAAGUGAUCUGCCUGCCUCGGCCUCCCAAAGUGCUAGGAUUACAGGCAUGAGCCACUGCGCCGGGUCAAAAAAUUUUUUUUCAUUAGCUGGGUAUGGUGGUGCUUGCCUGUAGUCCCAGCUACUCCAGAGGCUGAGGCGGGAGGAUCGCUUAAACCUAGAAAGUUGAGGUUGUGGUGAGCUAUCAUACCACUGCACUCCAGCCUGAGUGACAGAGUGAGAUACUGUCUCAAGAAAAACACCCCCCCAGAAUGCCAUUCUGAUUCCAGAGAUGAACCGAAUAUGCGUCUUAAGAUUGGAGUAUUUAUUUCAAACCAUCCUCAUCACACCUCUGUGAUUGGUGCUGUGGCCUCAUUUGCCAGGUGGGAAACAGGAAGCUCAGAGACUGAGCUGGGGACUGCACCCAAGCCCAUGCUGCCUUAGUAACACCCAGAACAACUCAGCUCUCCCUGGGACACACCACGUGACCCACCCCCCAUGUCCCCAUGGCCCUGAAAAAUCACUCUUGCUGGGAAUCUCUUUCUUUCUUUGAGAUGGAGUCCUGGUCUGUCACCCAGGCAGGAGUGCAGUGCCUGGGUGACAGGUGGCGCGAUCUUGGCUCACUGCAACCUCUGCCUUCCAGGUUCAAGCGAUUAAAGGAAAUCUCAAUCUCUCUUCUCAUUUUGUCCCCAGAUUGCCUUGGGUCCCCAGUGUUUACUCCCAUUAAGGCAGACAUAAGCGGCAACAUCA